Molecule: messenger RNA, 1782 nt
Organism: Exophiala xenobiotica
Lineage: Eukaryota; Fungi; Ascomycota; Eurotiomycetes; Chaetothyriales; Herpotrichiellaceae
Exons: 3
Coding region: 297-1679 (460 amino acids)
Biological process (GO): protein farnesylation
Cellular component (GO): protein farnesyltransferase complex
Molecular function (GO): protein farnesyltransferase activity
Source: RefSeq, a predicted model, not a curated record
GCAACAUCUAGGUCAUAACACUGGCAUUGCUUUGAAGAUAUUCUAGAUUCCUUCUUGGAGAACUUGCGAUAUUUGAUCGCUAUGUUUGUGAUGGACAUUCGUCAAGUCCAUGACGUAGCUUUCUACAUUGCCUGAGCGUCUGGAAUUUCACGAACAAUACUAAAGUCCGAACGAGUAGACAGUACUGUACUGUCACUGCUGCCCCGAAUCCUGAAAUGAGGAUCUUGCUCUCACGACCUGGUAUCGUCGCCAUUUCCUCCCUGCUCUGAUACAGAGCACGUAAUAUUCGUCCCGCCAUGGCCGCGUCUGAAUCAUUUUCUUCGUCGAUGCCGGCAUAUUUCCGCCAACGUCCAGCACUCGUCGACGACUUGGAGACCGAAACGUCCAAACUCCAGAGUGCUACUUUGGACGAGUGCUUACCACUUUUGACGGCUGUGGAUAACCCUUCAAGGAGUCCAUUUGACUUCAAUGAGUUCGGAUUGCCCGGCCUGGAAAGGGAAGACCAUGUAAACUUCCUUCACGAAAACUUGGCCGAGUUCCCUGCACCCUUCGUUGGCAUUGAUGCUAGUCGCCCUUGGAUGGUUUAUUGGGCACUACUCGGUCUUUACUUGUUAGGAGAAGAUGUGUCUCCGUUUCGAGCUAGGGUGGUGAAAACGUUCUAUCCAAUGCAGAAUACGAGUGGGGGCCUCGGUGGUGGGUUUGGACAAUACUCUCAUCUGGCUGGAACAUAUGCAGGGUUGCUGUGUCUUGCCCUCGUUGGAGGGGAGGAAGCUUACUCGUUGAUUGACCGCAAGGCAAUGUGGCAUUGGCUAGGACGACUCAAACAAGCAGAUGGAGGCUUUCAAAUAUGCGAGGGAGGGGAGGAAGACGUUCGUGGAGCAUAUUGCGCCUUGGUGGCCAUCUCAUUGCUCAAUCUUCCACUUACUUUGCCGCCCGGCUCUCCUGCGCGUGAGGCGGGUCUGGAAGCCUUCACAGACGGGCUAGGUCAAUAUCUUUCCCGCUGUCAGACGUAUGAAGGUGGUAUUGCAAGCUCGCCAGGGAACGAAGCACACGGGGCCUACGCCUUCUGCACUAUUGCUUGCCUAUGUCUCUAUGGCGUACCCCAUGUCACAAUCCCCAGGUUUCUCGACGUUGAUGGACUUGUUUCCUGGCUCUCUGCGCGGCAGUACGCACCCGAAGGAGGCCUUGCUGGACGGACGAACAAGCUCGUCGAUGGUUGUUACAGUCAUUGGGUGGGAGGUUGUUGGCCUCUGGUAGAAGCGGCUUUGGCUGGCCCCCGGGAUCGUCCCGGGCACAUACGGAAAGAAGUGAAUGAGAAUCUGUAUAGCAGCGAAGGGCUCGCAAGGUACAUACUUUGCUGUUGUCAAAGCCCUCAUGGUGGGCUGAGAGACAAACCUUCGAAACGUCCAGAUUCUUACCACACCUGCUACAACCUGGUUGGGCUGGGUAAUGUCGCACACUCUCACACAUAUGCCCAGGUGGCUGCGGCGGAGCCAUAUGCUUCAGCUUUUUCCUGGGAGGCUUCUAGAGCCCAGGUACCCAGUGAAGGCGAUCCGGGCAGCAUUUUUGACACAGGUGCUGGCGUCAGGGCUCUCAACCCAGUCUAUGUCAUACCAUACAAGUCUGUCCGCGAGAUUCGAGCCUGGGCGAUAUCGCAACCGGUUGAUUUGGGAGAAUAAAUGUGUGGCAACGUGCCCUUUUUGCCUGCAGGUGGCCAUCAUGUUGAGCUAGUGCCUCCGUAGAUCCAGGAUCCAACCUCAUAGCAAGCUUGAUGUAAAACAU